Molecule: messenger RNA, 345 nt
Organism: Anthostomella pinea
Lineage: Eukaryota; Fungi; Ascomycota; Sordariomycetes; Xylariales; Xylariaceae
Source: the annotation of a GenBank genome assembly
AUGUCUUGCCAGCAAGCCUUCAGGUUGCGGGAGCGGAACAUCAAUAGCAGACUGGCACCGUUCUUCGAUGAUUUCACCACCACCAUGCCGUUCUUCAAGAAAGAAGAAGACGACAAGCUAGACGUGGCCUCCAUCCCGACUAUCCCGUCCAUCCAGAAAGAGGAGGACGACAAGCUGGACUUGGCUUCCAUCCCCCGAUUUGAGCAAGCCAACGAAGUCCUCGCCGGCACCCCAGAGGCACCAGAAGUCGACGUCGGUUCGGCUGACUUCUCGCGCCGGCGCUGCUACGUCCUCGUGGCGGCGUCUUCUCUCGGCCCUCCGUCGCUCGUCUCAGAACCGUUAUAG